AUGGGAGAAUCCGGGGUUCAACACCGGUCCGGCUAUGAACGAUUGACUGCAGAAGAAAUGGAUGAGCAACGCAUCCAAAAUGUGGCAUACCAGUAUUUGUGCCGGUUGGAGGAAGCAAAGAGGUGGAUGGAGGCCUGUUUGAAUGAGGAACUCCCAGCACCAACUGAGCUUGAGGAGGCACUGAGGAAUGGAGUUCUGUUAGCAAAGCUUGGCCACUGCUUUGCUCCAAAUGUAGUUUCUAUCAAGAAGAUUUAUGAUAUUGACCAGGAACGUUACAAGGCGGUGGGGCUGCAGUUCCGUCACACUGAUAACAUCAACCACUGGAGGAAUGCAAUGGUGGAGGUCGGACUACCCUCGAUUUUCUAUCCUGAAACCACAGACAUCUAUGACAAGAAGAAUAUGCCCCGAACUGUCUACUGUAUUCAUGCUCUCAGCCUCUACCUCUUUCGUUUGGGUCUGGCUCCUCAGAUCCAUGACUUGUGCGGCAAAGUCAAGUUCACUGAGGAGGAGAUCAACAACAUGAAACUGGAACUGGAUAAAUACGGUAUCCAGAUGCCAGCCUUCAGCAAGAUCGGAGGAAUCCUAGCCAAUGAGAUGUCAGUAGACGAGGCUGCUGUGCAUGCAGCAGUGAUAGCCAUUAAUGAGGCAGUGGAGCGGGGCUGUGUGGAGGACACAGCACAGGCCCUGCGUAACCCCAACGCCAUGCUGUCUAACCUGCAGGAACCUCUCAUGGCCAUCUAUCAGGAGAUGCUGCGCCAGGCUCGCACUCACAAAGCAGCCCAGGCAUCUGCUAAAGUGAAUGGUUCUAUGGAGAAGGACAUUUAUGAGGAGUAUCUGACACAGAGUGAGAUUCAAGAAAACAUCACUAAAGUUAAUGUGCGAGCAGCUGUGGAGCGUGUGGAUGAGGCUCUAGAGUGUGGCGAUCCUCUGGCUCUGAUCUUGGCCCUGCAGAGUCCCAGCCUGGCUCUCAGAGGGCUGCUCAGAGACCACGCUGACUGGUACCUGGUACAGCUCGCAGCAGACAGAGAACAGAAAGCCCUGGAUCUUGGCUGUGUGGACCCUCUGGAGAGAGAUGAGCUGCAGGAAGGUGUCAGUGUGGCCAAUGAGGACGCUCAGCGCUCCCAAACAAUGCUGCAAGCGGUGUCCAAAAUCAAUGAGGUUUUGCGGCUUGGUGAUGCACGUCAGACGGUGCGUGCCCUAAUGAACCCAGAUGCCCACCUCCCAGAUGUCUAUCCCUUCGCAGCUGAGCUUUACCAGAGAGAGCUCUCCCCUCUGCAGCAGCAGUGCCCUCAGGGUGAGCUGCAGCAGGAGGAGCUGUUUGUAGCAGUAGAGAUGCUGUCUGCAGUGGCUCUGAUUAACCAGGCACUGGAGGCUAAGGAUGUAGGAGCAUUUUGUGCCACACUCGUCAGCCCUGCUGCUGGCCUCUCUGACAUCGAUGACAGCUUAAUGCAGAGGUACUUUGAGGAGUUGUGUGAGCUGAAGAGAAAGGCAGGCAGAGCUCUCUUGACAUGGAAUGAGUUGCAGAGUGGACUCAACAGUGUCAAUAUCGCAGCUCAGGAGGAGCAUGACCAGAUCUUGACUAUUGGACUGAUUAACCAGGCACUCUGUCGCAAUGAUCCUCAGAAAACUUUAUCUGCAUUGCUGCUGCCCUCUAGUGGCCUGAAGGAUGUACUACCACAAAACGGCAAACGCUACCAUGACGUGCUGACCCGUAUCAAGAAACACAAAGCAGAGCUGAGCCGGGACCCUGCAGCAGAGCUGUGGUUAGCUGACAUUCAGGAGGGUGUGAGACUGGCCAACCAGGACACUCAGAGGGCACUGAAGAUGUCUCUUGGCCUGGCUGCUGUCAAUCAGGCAGUUAAGGAAGGAAAACCGUCUCAGACCCUGCGAGUACUACGUCUCCCCGAGGUGGCGCUGCGGAGUGUGGUGGCAGAGUGUACAGAUGGUUACCAGAUGGAACUGGCUUCCCUGCUCCGUGCAAAAGCCUUGGAGGGUGAUAACAAAAGUCCAUGGCUGAGGACUAAAACUCAAGACGGCAGCUCUUACUACUUCCAUCUGCAGAAGCUGGAGGGCUUCUGGGAGAGACCUCAGGGCUUUGUCCAGAACAGCAUCUUUCUCAAUCAUGAAGAGAUCCAGGCAGUGUGCAGUAGUGUAACUCUGGCCCACAGUAGGGAGGUGCAGUGGCAAGCCAGUGAGCCACUGGUGCUGCAGCUGCAGGCCCGUGCACGUGGCUUCCUCCUCAGACAGAAACUUGCCGAACGUCUGCAUUUCCUUAACACCCAACUACCUGCCAUCAUAACUAUUCAGUCUCACUGGCGGAGGUAUUUGCAGCAGAGGGCCUAUAGGGAGAGGCUGCAGUACCUCUAUCAGAACUGGAGAGCAGUGGUCAAGAUCCAGGCUACAGUUAAGAUGUGGCUGGCUCGUAGGAAAUACCAAGCUCGCCUGCGCUACUUCAGAAGACAUGUUGGUGCCAUUAUAAGGAUCCAAGCUUUCUUCAGAGCCAAUAAAGCCCGUGAAGAGUAUAACAUGCUGGUGCACUCCAGCACUCCGCCUCUGUCUGUAGUGCGCAAGUUUGCCCACUUGUUGGAGCUAGGGGAUAAUGAUAUUCGCCAGGAGGGGGAGCUGUUGCGCCUACGAGAGGAGGUGGUGCGCAAUAUUCGCUCGAACAGGCAGCUGGAGGCAGACCUGGACCUUAUGGACCUGAAGAUUGGCUUAUUGGUCCGCAACCGUGUUACACUGCAGGAGGUGGUUUCACACCAUAAGAAACUCACCAAGAAGAACAAAGAAGAGCUGUCUGAUAUGAUGGCCCUGGAGAAGCACAAAGGCCUGAAGUCUCUGAGCAAAGACAAACGAGAGAAACUGGAGGCAUACCAACACCUCUUCUACCUGCUGCAGACCCAGCCUUCAUAUCUGGCCCAGCUCAUCUUCUUGAUGCCACAGAAUAAGAGCACACGUUUCAUGGAAACUGUGAUCUUCACUCUCUUUAACUACGGCUCUGACUGUAGAGAGGCUUACCUACUGCUGCAGCUCUUUACUGCAGCCCUGCGCCAUGAGAUCAAACUGAAGGUGGACCAGCCUCAGGAGGUAGUGACAGGGAACCCUACAGUCAUAAAGAUGUUGGUUAGUUUCUACCGUCACGCUCGUGGCCAGAAUGCACUGAGGGAUAUCCUGGGGCCGGCAGUGCGUGAGGUUCUGCAGGAUCGCACGCUCAGUAUCCGCACUGACCCUGUGGACAUCUACAAGAGCUGGAUCAACCAGACUGAGAGCCAGACCGGCCACAAGAGCUCCCUGCCAUAUGAGGUGAGUGCAGAGCAGGCUCUGAGCCACCCAGAGGUACAGCAGCGUUUAAACAUCGCCAUCACUAACCUGAAGAGUCUGACUGACCGCAUACUCAAUGCCAUCACCAGCAACAUCCAUAAACUGCCGUAUGGGUUGCGCUACACUGCCAAGGUUCUGAGAGAUGCCCUGCAAGAGAAGUUCCCUCAGGCCAGUGCAGAUGAGAUGUACAAGAUUGUAGGUAAUCUGGUGUACUACCGCUACAUGAACCCAGCAGUGGUGGCUCCAGAUGGUUUUGAUGUGGUGGAGUUUGGGGUGGGUUCCACUCUGCUGCCGGACCAGCGGAGAACUCUUGGCUCCGUUGCUCGAAUCCUGCAGCACAGUGCAGCACACAAGCACUUCCAUGGAGAUUCUGCACACCUGCGCGCCCUCAAUGACUACAUCACACACACGCACACCAAGUUCAGGAAAUUCCUGCAUGCAGUGUGUGAUGUUCCUGAGCCUGAGGAGCGCUUUAACAUUGAUGAGUAUUCAGAGAUGGUCAUUCUCAACAAACCUGUUAUCUACAUUUCUAUUGGCGAGCUCAUCAACACACACAAGCUGCUGCUGGAGCACCAGGAAGCACUGUGUCCUGAACAAAAUGACCCUCUCCUCUUGCUGCUCAGGGACCUAGGCAAGGUGCCCUCUGUCCAAGCCCUCGUCGGUGAAGGGGUUAUCAACUCUGCAGAUCCAAACCUGGAGCAAACUUUGGCUCAUUACAAUAAGAUGGAAGUGUCCCUGACCCUAACCAGCAAGUUCGACAUCUUUAAAAGUUCAGAUGACAAACCUGACGCCCGAGGCAUUCUGCUCAGCACCAAGCAGCUGAUAAUCGAUGUGAUCAGAGCUCAGCCUGGCGACACACUGAGUGAGGUUCUGCGAUCCUCCGUCUCCCAGGAUCAGGAGGUGCAGCAUGGCUGGAUGAUGCACCGUAGGGCACAGCGGGAUGCCCGCACCCCAGAAAAAAUGAAGAGGAACCAGUCUCUGAUAGCCGACAGCAACCUGACACUGGAGGAGAAAAAGCGUAAGAUCCAGCGCAGCCUGAGGAGGCUGGAGGCUCUGGGAGUGCUCACCCCACCAGACUCUGAGACUCAGAUCCUGCAGCUCAUCGCCAAGGAUAUUCGUCACCAGCGUCUGUACAGGCAGAGACGCCAGGCUGAGCUGGUGAAGCUCAAGCAAACGCUGCACAGCCUGCACUGCAAGAGCUCCUUCCACUCUGAGCAGGUUGACUACUACAGCCAAUACAUCUCCACCUGCCUGCGCAACCUUACUGCCAGUCAGGUGAAUGGGAAGAAGGCAGCAGACAGUAAAGGGAAGAAGAGCAAACAGCCUACACUCACCUACACCGCUGCCCGGCUUCAUGAGAAAGGAGUCUUGCUGGAGAUAGAGGACCUGCCCAUUACACAGUUUAAGAAUGUGAUCUUUGACAUUAUACCCAGUGAGGAGGGAGGCACCUUCCUGGUUAAGGCUCGAUUUUUGGGAGUGGACAUGGAACGCUUCCCCUUGAAAUAUCAGGACUUGUUGCAGCUCCAGUAUGAAGGUGUUGCUGUGAUGAAGAUGUUUGAUAAGGCCAAAGUGAAUGUCAAUCUCCUUAUCUUUCUCCUCAAUAAGAAAUUCUUCAAAAAGUGAUGUGGAACAGUCAUGGUCAGGUCAUCCAACACUAUACACAAACACUUCACAGUUACUACCAUAAACUACAAUAACUAUAAUGAAACUACAAUACAGUUUAUAGCUUAACUUUAUUUCAUAUAAUGGGAAUUGCACUUUAUUGGGUGCUUGUGGGGGGAAAAAAAGGGAAAUGAUUUUAGGUACAGGAAAAGCUUAACUGGUUUAUUACAUGAUUAUAAUUGAACGUGCCAAAAAUGGCUAAUAUAAUCGAAAUAAUACAGCUCUCAUUUGUAUACAUGUGUGAGCUGCCUUUUUGUCUCUCUUUAUGGUUAUGCUCUACUUGGGCAUUGAUCCAACCAUUUUGUAUUUCAGAGGGACAAGACCCUUACAGCAGCUUGGCAGGGGUAUAUUUUAUAAAAUCCCAGGUGUGGGUUAUCAUACCUCUGUUUACGGACCCCUUUGACACUACACUCUGUUAUCUAUCUUUAUAUCAAUUAAGCAGAUAUUGUUGAGUAUCUUUUAAUAGCCAUUAUACUGUACCAAAAGGACAAUCUUCUAUAUUUGUAUUUUUCCUGAUCUGAGUGUCAGAUGUCUAUUUUUAUUGUACUGUUUGUGUUUUGUAUAACUUAUGUAAUGUGUUGAUAUUUUUGUUUCAUUUUAUCACUCCAUUUCUUUAUUAUAAGCCUCAUUGCUUUGUGUGCAUUAUUAAAUGCUGGCACUUAAACCGAACACUCCCUGUUGUCUAUAUAACACUCCAGUCCAGCAGUAUUGGUGAAUUGUCCCUCCACUUAGCAAAGCUGUACUCCUAAGCUACAUAUACAAUUCAGUGGUACACUUUCUAUAGUGGUCUGUGCUUUUUCCAACCAGCCCCGAGCCAUGUUCCUGUUCCUAAUGGCUUAGAUGUUGAUGUAUGAUGGGCAGCUUGACUGUGUGUGCAGUCAGCUCAGACACCCACGCUUUACAGCCACUGCAGUCAACUCAGCUGCUAAUCAACAGGUUUUGAGUUCCACGGCACUAAUUGCAUAGCUGCUCAGCAAUUAUGUGGCUCCAUUUCAGUUUGGUGUAAAGUUGUUUGGCAGUGCUGUUGAACACUGGUGUUAAACAUUUUAGUAGACUUAAUGUCUUGCAGUGUUUUUGUUUUGUAACUUCUAGUACAAGUGUUCUCAUAGUUAUCCGGUAUUGCUAUCACAUUGUCUUUACUGUAAAUAUUUUCUGUCCACUUUUUCCUCCAAAGUGUUUUUCAUUCUGUUCCUCAUUUCAUCACUCUGUGUUACUCGAAAACUUUUGGUAU
Molecule: messenger RNA, 6211 nt
Organism: Colossoma macropomum (tambaqui)
Lineage: Eukaryota; Metazoa; Chordata; Actinopteri; Characiformes; Serrasalmidae
Gene: iqgap3
Product: IQ motif containing GTPase activating protein 3
Exons: 38
Coding region: 1-4941 (1646 amino acids)
Biological process (GO): regulation of GTPase activity; regulation of actin cytoskeleton organization
Cellular component (GO): cytoplasm
Molecular function (GO): calmodulin binding; GTPase activator activity; actin filament binding
Source: RefSeq, a predicted model, not a curated record